Molecule: messenger RNA, 5267 nt
Organism: Ostrinia nubilalis (European corn borer)
Lineage: Eukaryota; Metazoa; Arthropoda; Insecta; Lepidoptera; Crambidae
Gene: Mef2
Product: myocyte-specific enhancer factor 2
Exons: 9
Coding region: 301-1527 (408 amino acids)
Biological process (GO): positive regulation of transcription by RNA polymerase II
Molecular function (GO): DNA-binding transcription factor activity, RNA polymerase II-specific; protein dimerization activity; RNA polymerase II cis-regulatory region sequence-specific DNA binding
Source: RefSeq, a predicted model, not a curated record
CGCGCCUUCGUAUGAGCCGUGUGUCGCUGCCGGUCUCCCCCCGCGCCCCGCGCCAGCUGAAUCGCCCGCAUUCUAGUUGUGGGUGUCGCUCUGUGCAGUCAUCGCGUGUGCCGCCGAACUCAGUGCGCCGUUUGUGAGUGCUUUAGUUCCCGCUCGAGUGUCAGUGUGACGGAGAACCCGAUACCCCGCCGCGGAGGAUGUUAACAGCGCACGGUAGCAGCUGUUGACGUCCGCAGUAGCCUAUAGGCCACAUUCGUUCUAGCCCCAGCUCCUCUCACCCCCUCCAAGAUUGCUGCCACUAUGGGUCGGAAGAAAAUACAAAUAUCCCGGAUCACGGACGAGCGGAAUCGGCAGGUUACGUUCAACAAGCGUAAAUUCGGAGUGAUGAAGAAAGCUUAUGAACUGAGCGUGCUCUGUGACUGUGAGAUCGCCCUCAUCAUCUUCAGCUCCAACAACAAACUCUACCAAUAUGCCAGCACGGAUAUGGACAAGGUUCUUUUAAAAUACACGGAGUACAACGAGCCGCACGAGUCGCUGACCAACCGCAACAUCAUCGAGGCCCUAACGAAGAAAGAGCAUAAGAACGGAGUGAUGUCACCGGACAGCCCCGAAGCGGAGCCGGAAUACAACCUGACGCCGCGAACCGAGGCCAAGUACUCGAAGAUCGAUGAGGAGUUCCAAAUGAUGAUGCAGAGAAACCAAUUGAACGGCAGCCGAGUUGGAGUUGGAGUGACGGGCAGCAACUACAACCUGCCAGUUAGCGUCCCAGUCGGAAGUUAUGAUCAAUCACUGUUACAAGCUAGUCCACAAAUGCAUACCUCUAUCAGCCCACGACCUUCAUCCUCGGAAACCGAUUCAGUAUACCCCGGCGGCGGAAUGCUCGAGAUGUCAAACGGAUACCCAGGCUCAGGAUCCCCGUUGGGGGCGGCUUGCACCCCGUCCCCGUCCCCGGGGCCCGCUCCGUCCCCCCACCGGCACCCCCACAAGUCACAUGGACACGCACCGCCCCCGCAUCACUCGCCACGCCACAACAACCUGCGCGUCGUGCUGCCUAGCUCGAUGCCGCCACCUCAGGACGAUAUAUCUUACACUGGAGAAACACCGCUAAGCUACUCAGGAAUCGGCAACUUCGGACCACAGGACUUCAGCAUGUCAUCGGAUAUGGGCAUCGGACUAUCAUGGGGCGCGCACCAGCUGCAGACGUUACAGCACAACAGGUACAUUAGCAGCUUGCCAGUUCUCGGCGGAGGGGGCACCCCGCCGCCCGCGUCGUCGCCUAGCAACGUGAAGAUCAAAGCGGAGCCGGUGUCGCCGCCGCGUGCGCCGGAUCACAUGCACCGCGCGCCGCCGCCCGCGCCCGCGCCGCAGCCCGCGCAUCUAUCGGGUGUCAUUGACGGUAUGUGCGGUUCAGUGACGUCAAGUAACAUGGGCUCGCCGGCCGGGCAGGACAUGCGGCACUCCAACGUCCCUCUCGACUACGAGCAGCCCCACACAAAGCGGCAACGGAUCGAGGGUUGGGCCACAUAGCUAGGCUACGAGGCCUUCGGUCCCUACCCGAGGCCCCUCCACCCGCACUGCUGAAUCCGGCCAGAGCACAUCACUAUCGACCUCAAUCCGAACGGUCUCGAUGGUGCUCGCUCGAACAACACGGUCUGAAAGGUGCAUCAAACACGGUGCUCAAGGCACGGCACGUGUGAACUGUGACUAAACUUCACACACACGAACAAACUUGUGGAAAAUCUAAUCGUUGGUUACACUACCCUUCUAUUAUACGUAAUUAACCAUGUUAUUGUAUCUGCACAUGUGAAUACACUAUUAAAUGUUAAAUUAAGAUAGCUGCAACCCUUCUGACCUUUUGGAACCUCUGUAUAUAGAUCAUUGUAUGUGCAAUCCGUGCCAUUGUCUGUUUAGCUUAAAGUUAGUCAAUUUAAAUUAGUGACUAUGGACUUAGCAGAAGUAUGCUCUACGGGAUCAGUGAACUCCGGCCGGACGGAGAAGUGCGCGAUGAACAAAUUCUAUGAAGUGUGAAGUGCGAUAUAUGACUUAAAAAAUAACUGUUGACUAUGUGUUAGUGUUUUAAAAAGAUUUUUUGUGCCAUUUUAAAAAUAUUAUAAUAGUGUGACAUCCGAACUUGAAUCUUGUAAAUUAGUAAGCGUAGUGUCAUCACAGAAGAUAAUAAAUCUAUGUAUUGUAAAAUCUACUUUAUCUAUUGACAUAUUUAUACAUGAAAAGCAUAUGAUAUUUACAUAAUAAUAUGUAUACACGUCCCGUUAAGAACGAAUGUUAUGUAUGUAAGUAGGUAAUGUUAGCUAGAGAUGACUAUUAUAAAGUACCACACGAAGCUUUAAAAUUUCUUAUGAUAACACUCGCACUCUAAGCAGUCUUAAGUAAAGAAACACAGAUAAUGUAUAAAAAAUUUAGAGAUCAUAAAAAAUAUUUUUCACUUAGUAUCUUUUGAUGGUAUAACAGUGAAGAAUACACAUUAUUUUCAAUAGACACUUAGACAUCACAUGUCUUAGCUUGUUAAAUCACUACGUAAUUCUAUAUAGUUGUAAUGUUCAGAAGGCACAUCAAUCAAUAGUGGUACAAUUUUGCAUAUCGUGUUUUACGUAGUUGAAAUUUUGGAAUGGUAUGAAAACUGAAACUUGUCGUAUACAAGUUUCACGUCUUCUUCAUUCGCUGUUGAUUGUAGUGCCCCUGAAAAUAAAGAACGUAUUUACAAUUUUGUUUCUCAUUAAAGUUUUAUCCUCUCAUUUGCAAACCAAAUUGUCGAGUCAAUUUAAAAUAUCAUAACAUGUAUUGUAUUUGUUAAGUCAGGUGUAUCUAGUUGCUAUAAUGGAUAUAAGAAGAUAAUGCUUGUUGUUAGUACAUUUUAUUAUUUUGUUAGUGUGAUCUGAAGAUUCUUGCAUUUUAUUUUCAAUUAGAGUAUACGUAUGUAGUUGAUAGUAACGAUGAACAAUAUGUAUUGUCUACAUAUGGAAUAAUAUCAGCUUUAAUGCACACUACAAAAAUAUAUUUAAAGACGUACCUAUUUUGGUAUAGCACUAUAUCACAAUCCGCCCUAUUUUUAGAUGAUGUUGUCUAAUGAUUUUGGAUUGUAGUGAUUUUGUAGUCUGUCACUUUUGACCCCAGUUCAUCCGUGUAGUCUGACCUGUCAUCUAUUUUGUAUUGUUUUGCAUUGUUAGUUUAGAUUUUGCUAGUCCAUAAUAGUCUCACUCCCCUCUACGUUUAGUUCCACUGUCCCUCAUAUCGUCUCACUGUAGAUGCCUUACUCACAGUGCCUAAAUGUACCAUUUUAUACCAAUUUGAUAUGAUAGCAGUUUUUGCUUUGGUAUACUUUCACUUCCUGAUAAUUUUAAGUCGUAAUAAAAAUGUUAAAUUGUUAUGACCGUAGAAUGUUGAUGUACUACCUACCUUAUUAAAUGUUUAAUGUAUUGAUGAUAUUUACCCACACUAUUGUAGACGAAUCUACGGUCAUACCGAUUCUAGAUUUGGCGCUAUACCUAUCACUUUUUGAGAACAGUAUAACUGUUUUAAAAAUAACUAUGUGAUUGUACUAUAUAAAUCUAAUAAUAAGAAUAAACAAAAUUUGCAACAUAGAAGUAAAAUCCAUUAGAUUAAUCCUUCAAAUCACAGUAACAAAAUGUUGAUGUAUGUUUGUUAAAAUUUGUACAGGGAAUUACCGUUUGAAGUUCAAAAGUCUGAACGAAUAAGAAAAUGUAUUUUCGCAUUGUAAAAUAAGUACACGAUUAGUUUGUAAAUGAAGUAAUAUUUUAAUACCGGAUCAUAAUGAAUGUUGACCCAUUUUAGGGACUAUGAAAUCAUGUAAGUACACCUUAAAUGUUAGCAUUGCCGCGGCUCUACAUUUGUAGGCUGCGGCGGUAUAUUGUUAAUGUGAUAUAAUUACAUACACUGUUGAAAAUCCUUGUAUUUUGAAAUUCUACUGUUGCGUUAUUCGAAAUAGUUUUCGGUCGUUCGUUCCUAAGCGUUCCUUUGGCGUCGUGUGCUUCGUUCUAGGACUUGCUCAAUCGUGUCUAUUUGACGUCGCUAAAAUUGCCGCGAUCUGUUAUUUACUGCUUCUAUUAAAAUUUACUUCGAAUGUUUACUAAAUUUCCGAUUUUUUGAAAUUUUAUCAAUAUAUUUUAAAGUUCAGCCUUUUAUUUACAAUGCAUACUUACAUUGUUGUUACCUAUAUACCUAUCACGAAUGCACUACUUGAUAAUCCGGUUAUUAUACGUACUAUAAUCUAAAAUAUUCGUAAUGAUUUGCACAAAAUCGAUCUAUGAUUGUGGCUCUAUGCGUACACAGCCUAUAAUGAAAAAUAGAUGGUACUUGAAGGAAUAUGUGGCAUUAUUUAAAUAGAAGCAUGAUAAGUGUUAUGCUUUAUCUUCGUCACAUGCACAUUAUUAUAUUGAAUUACCUUGUAUAAAAUAUAUCAACCGUAAGCUGGUAUUGGGAGCAUUAUUUCCGAGGUUGUGAGUAUUGCUAUCGGGAAUGAGUUCUAAUUAAUAAACUAUAUUAUUUAAACGCACAACCGUGUUGUGUGUGUUAUUGUAAAAAGAGUUUGCUUGGUUUGUUUUAGAUGUACCUACUUUUGUGUAUGUUUUACCCGUAUUUAAUUGCUGUGUUCCAAUAGCAAACGGUUAACAUUAUUCAGUUAAGUUAUUACCUUUAGGACGAGUAAUUCAUUGCAUUUAAUGGAAGUUUAUAGUCAUAAGUAAAACGUUCGAAAUCGGAUGAUUUCAUCACCGUAGAUAUUAUGUACCGCGACCUUCUCUUUGCUAUUGAUUCACAGCUUAAGAACAACCCAAAUAGAAUAGAAAUAUACAUAUCCUUAUUGAAUACUCAAGUCGAUUUCAUAUUAAUUUCUCGUAACAUCUGUUGUGCAAUACAUAAUAACAAAAUGCUUAGGUAGGUAUUAGGUAUAUUUUCGUUUGAUUUUUACGAGUAAUGCAAAAUCUGUUGUAUUUUAUCGAUAUUUUUACUGAUAAUGCAAGAGGUGCCAAUGUCAGGGUGCCUCUUGGGAAUUAAGUCAUAAUGUAUAAUUAUUUUUAAGAUAAGGCCGGGCCAAAUAUUGCAUUAACUUAGGUCUUACGGCGCCUGUGUUUCUGUGUCGGGCAGAGUUGAUGCCCAGUGUAUAAUAUUAUGUACGAUGGAUGGAACAUCUCAGUGGCUGAAUGAAAUAUUAAUGUUUAUCGACAGUGUUAGAAAAAUUGUUAUAAAUUAUUUUGAUGACUGUUCGAAGGAUAAUAAAGAGUUGGAUGUCA